Molecule: messenger RNA, 1011 nt
Organism: Condylostylus longicornis
Lineage: Eukaryota; Metazoa; Arthropoda; Insecta; Diptera; Dolichopodidae
Exons: 3
Coding region: 99-833 (244 amino acids)
Source: RefSeq, a predicted model, not a curated record
UCCACUUGAAAAUAAAAUUUUAAGAGAAAAAUAUAGGAUCAACCCAAAAGGAUUAUUGCUUUCUCGAAAUUUAUGUGAAAAUAGAAUAAAUUUAAAAUAUGAAUAAUAUAAUAAAAAGAUUUAGUCCAAGUCGUAAAAAUAGUAGAUCUGGACUAAGUGAUUUACCAGAAAUUAAGAUGCAAAUUAAUAAAACAAUUAAUCAAAUAUCUUUAGCUAGUUGGUUAGAUGAACAUGCUUAUACUAGAUCAAUUGAAAGUAUUUUACAAAAAGAUGGGAGUAUACGAUUAAUUGGAGAAAAAUUAGAAUAUUUACCAGAUCAAAUACUAUUAGUUUGUGGACCACUGACUACAUCAUUGAAUUUAAGUGAUAAUAAUUUUAGUGAUUUGACAUUUUUAUCACAUUUUGGAAAUUUACAUACAUUAAUUUUCAACAAAAAUUAUAAUUUAAAUGAAUUGACGUUACCUUACAUGCCCACAUUAAGAGCUUUAUGCUAUUUUUUAUGUUUUAGGCUCAACAACUGUGGAAUAUCAAAUAUAAUUAAAUGGGUUAAAAGAAUAAAAAUUCAGUGUCCUAAUCUUGUUGUUUUAUCAAUAUCAAAUCAAGGGAAUAUUGAAUCAGCAAUGACAUCGGAACAGUUACGUUUAAAAAUUAUUCAUUAUUUACCUAAUUUAUGUAUAUUGGAUAAUAUUGAGGUUACAAAAGAUGAAAUAUUUGAAGCAUUUCCACUUACAGAAAAUGUUUUUAAUCGUGUUGUUUCGAAAUUUCGUCGUAGUUGGGCACAUCAAUCAUCUCCAACAACCGAUAAACUGAUUUCAAAUUUCCACGAACUAUAAAUUUUAAACCUAAGAAGUUUUCAACCGUAUUUCGUAUGUUUAUGACUGAUUUUUAUUGAACUCAAGACUGCAGAGUCUGUAGGAUAUUUUUAUUAUGUAAAAAAUGUAUAUAAUUUAGGGUAAUAUUGUUUCGAAUAUAAAUAAUUAGUAUAUAAAUACAUAAUGUGUAUAGUAUAAC